Lycium ferocissimum is the source of this 1823-nucleotide messenger RNA. RefSeq names its product pectinesterase-like. Lineage: Eukaryota; Viridiplantae; Streptophyta; Magnoliopsida; Solanales; Solanaceae. Bases 64 to 1710 code for a protein of 548 amino acids. The transcript has 2 exons. Gene Ontology annotation, biological process: cell wall modification. The record is from RefSeq and is a predicted model, not a curated record. Gene Ontology annotation, molecular function: pectinesterase inhibitor activity; pectinesterase activity.
ACACUAGCAGUGACAAGAUUCACAGCAAACUCAAGCUCAUUCCACUUUGGUACUAAUUAAGUCAUGUCUAAUUCCUCUCAACCAUUGUUAGAUUCUCCCAAAAUAAAAUCCUCCUCUUCUAAAGCUCUCUAUGUGCUUCUUUCCUUAGCUGCUAUAGUGGGCUCAGUUGGAUUAGUUUCAAUCUGGGCCAUCAAUGGCAGCAGCCCAUUUCCUUCCUUGACAGCCCAUGUUUGUGAUACGGCCCAUGAUCAGCCAUCUUGCUUGGCCAUGGUGUCUGAGGGUGCACCUGCUGGUUUGAUGGAUACAAAAACAGUCGAUUUAUUGCAGAUGGUUUUACAUAAAUCUUCGUUAAAAAUCCACGAGACGAUCGAUUUGGCGAGCAAUGUGAACGGUCGAAUCAAUGAUGUAAAGGAACAAGCAGCUCUAGCAGAUUGUCUAGAGUUAAUGGAUUUGUCAAGGGACAGAUUAAUGGACUCUAUGCUGGCACUUGGGAACCUAUCGGCCCAAGCCCACUUUGAUGUCCAUUCAUGGCUAAGUAGCAUUCUCACCUGCCAUGUUACUUGCAUGGAUGGGCUAAGUGGCCAGGCCCAGUCCAUUAUGAAGCCAAUGUUGAAUGAUUUGAUAGCAAGAGCAAGGACUUCCUUGGCCUUGAUGGUUGCAAUGGACCCAUCAAAGACUAAUGAUAUCCAAACAGUAACUGAUGAAUAUCCCUCAUGGGUUACUACUAAUGAUAGAAGGCUUUUGCAACUUUCGGCAAAUGCUAUAGCAGCCAAUGUUGUAGUGGCUAAAGAUGGUAGUGGAAAAUACAAGACCGUAAAAGAAGCAGUUGCUUCUGCUCCAGAUAAUAGCAAGACUCGAUAUGUUAUUUAUGUGAAAAAAGGAACUUAUAAAGAAAAUGUUGAGAUUGGGAAAACUAAGAAGAAUUUAAUGCUUGUGGGUGAUGGCAUGGAUGCAACCAUUAUAACUGGCAACUUGAAUGUUAUUGAUGGCUCAACAACCUUCAAAUCUGCAACUGUUGCUGCUGUUGGGGAUGGAUUCAUAGCCCAAGAUCUACAGUUUCAAAACACAGCAGGUCCACAAAAGCACCAAGCAGUGGCCCUUCGUGUUGGAGCAGAUCAAUCGGUCAUCAACCGUUGCAAAAUGGAUGCAUUCCAAGACACCCUUUAUACCCACACUCUCCGUCAAUUCUACAGAGAUUGUUACAUCACUGGCACUGUUGAUUUCAUCUUCGGUAAUGCAGCAGUAGUCUUCCAAAACUGUAAACUCGCAGCCCGAAAGCCCAUGAGCAACCAACAGAACAUGGUUACAGCCCAAGGUCGUGAAGAUCCAAACCAAAACACUGGAACUUCAAUCCAGAACUGUGACAUUAUUCCUAGCUCGGACCUUGCACCAGUGAAAGGGUCCAUAAAGACAUAUUUAGGCCGACCCUGGAAAGCGUAUUCCCGGACUGUGUACAUGCAGUCCAAUAUUGGAGACCAUAUUGUUCCAGAAGGUUGGUCAAUAUGGGAUGGUGAUUUUGCGUUGAAAACAUUGUAUUAUGGUGAGUACAUGAACAAAGGACCUGGUGCUGGAACUAGUAAGAGGGUGAAGUGGCCUGGUUAUCAUGCUGCUUUAACUACAUCAGAGGCGAAUAAAUUUACUGUCCGUGAGCUGAUUCAAGGAGCAGCAUGGUUAAAAUCCACUGGUGUGGUUUACACCGAGGGGUUAUGAGAAACUUGUUUAAUUAUGUUAAUCUCUCUCUAUUAUGUGUUGCUAAUGAAGUUUUAUGUUUGGUGGUUUUAAUUAAGCUUGUUUCUUAAUAAUAUGCUGAUGAGUUGUGGCUC